CUAUGUUGCGCCAGGCAAAUGAACAUUGGAAAAUGGUAAGAUCAUCGAAACUGUGUUGGAUUGUGAUUCUGAGUCGAAUUUGAAGUCUUGAGUCCUUAUGCUCUGUAGUGUUAUUUGUGAUGGUUGAUGAAAAAAAAACUAGUUCGGCAGGUCGAGGUCCGCAAAACUACGAGCAUCCACCCAUUCCAGGUUCCUUCCAGGUUUGGAGUUGCUUGCGGCGAUCGCAUUCGAGUCAGAAUCGGUUCUCUGGUUCGACUCGACAAAUGGUGCUGUCACGUGACCCACCAUCACCUUUAGGCUGGAUUGCAAUCAUUAUCAAUCAAGGAUUAUUUGAGAGUAAUCCGUUUACCAACACCACAUUUGCAGUUCCAUUUCAUCCGGCAUCUCCCUCUCUCUCUCUCUCUCUCUCUCUCUCUCUCUCUCUCUCUCUCUCUCUCUCUCUCUCUCUUUCUCUGUCUCUCUCUCUCUCUCUCUCUCUCUUUUCUCGUUUGCUCGGUGAACGAUCGGGUUAUCAGUACUUGUGGUGUUAACGCACGCAAACGGGGACACUGCAGUGGUGUUUGUUUUGCCACAAGCGCGAACGAUCCCUCGAUAGCCACGAAUUUGCAUCAAUCGUACCGGUUGGGGGGGGGGGGGGGGGGGAUUGUAAGAGGGGUUUUGUGGUUGGCGCUGGGGAAAACCCAAAAAGCUGCAGAUAACCCCAAAAUGCGGACCCAACGGAGUGCUUAGUUUUUGAGCCUUUGAAUUCAACCCCCUCUCCACCACAACCACCAACGCAGCUCCUGUAACACCCGCUUACCCCUUACCUCUUGGUUCGGAGAUUUUGACGAUCUGAGUCGGUUGCACACACGACCACGGCGUCCCUUCUAUUCCUUGCCGGAUCAGAUCGAUCGUGUGCGUACAUGUGUGUGUGUGUGUGUGUACGUGUGUGUGUGUGCGUGUGUGUGUUUGGUUGGUCGUGCCAGCGUGUGUGUUCAGGGCCGAUUCCGUUCAGUUCCGUGCGGUGUUCGGUAGCGCUCUGGUGUGUGCCCGUUGCUCGCUUGCUCGCUUGUCGCGCGUGUUGUGUACGCCCGCGCGCGCGCCUGCUCACGUCAGGUUAGGCCGAACCAACAAACAAAAACAAAAACAAAAACCAAAAAAAAGGAAGGGGGAAACAAAAAAAAAAACGAUCUCCCGCACAACAAAGGCAGUAAAGGUGCAAGGCGAAUGAUGAACCGGCCACGGAUAGCAGCGAUCAUGCUGCCGCUGUUCUGCCUGUCAGUGGCAGUGGCGCAAAAGGGGAGCUCCUCCACCGAUACCGUCUUCAUGGACAGCGUGCUGUACGAGGGCGAUAAGUGCGGGCUGCCCGGCAUGCGGACCGGCACCUGCCAGAAGGCGGCCGACUGUCCCCAGGGCAUCCGGGCGAACGGUGCCCGGUGCGAGUUCAGCGGCAACGAUCCGGUCGUCUGCUGUCCGACGGAGGCACCUGGCACCGGCGACGGCACGAGCAAUCGUUUCACGGCCCGCAUCGCCAAACAGGAGUGCGAGCGGUUCACCAGCGCGUCGGCCAACAUCAUCGACCAUAUAUCUGGCCGCGCGAUCGAGGCGCUCCGCGGCGAGUUCCCGUUCGUGGCGCUCGUCAACUUUCGUGGAGAGGAGGGGGAGGAGGUGAAGUUGACCCGGUGCGGGGCGUCCUUGAUCGCGCCCCGGUUUCUGCUUACGGCGGCCCACUGCCUGAAGGACCUGAACCCGGUCACGGUCGAGAUCGGGUUCAUCCAACUGAGCGAUACGGAAAAGGACGAGUACGAGAUCAAGCAGGUGCACCUGCACGAAGGCCACAAGUCCCGGCGCAACGAUAUCGCGCUGAUCGAGCUGAAGAAUAACGUCACCUACAAGCAGGACGUUGGGCCGAUCUGUCUCAACACGGACCGGCCCGAGAUUGGACCGUCGAUCAACCUGACUGUCAUGGGUUGGGGCGCCGACGGCGACGGCCAGCGCGCGGACAAGCUGAUGAAGGGCACGGUGUACGAGAUACCGCUCGACGAGUGUGUGCAGCGAUUCCGGGAUGCCAAGCAGCGGAUCAGCCUCGGCGAGGACCAGCUGUGCGCGCUCGGCGAGAAGGUGAAUGACGAGACGACGGACGCGUGCCAGGGCGACUCGGGCGGACCGCUCGUGAUGACCGUCCGGCACAAGUUCUACCUGGUCGGCGUGGUGUCGACCGGGGCCGUCUGUGGCGGUUCCCUGCCGGGCAUCUACACGCGCGUCUCCCGCUACCUGGAAUGGAUCGAGCAGCGCGUCUGGGGCAGCCCGAACUGACUUGACGGAGCCGUCACCAGCGUCCACAUGUAAAUAGCGUUAGCCGUAAGAUCGAACAACUCUAGCGCACGGUUGAGAGUCUGCAUCGUGGAGAAUCGAACAAACAGUCACACACACACACAACAAACGCACACAAAUUUAAGAAGAUGUAAAACAAACGUGAUAUCGGUCUCGCCAGCUGCAGGGUAGCAGGAUUUGCGCAACGCUCCGUCUACCAGGCACUCCUCCCCUUAAGCCAGAGAGGAAAAGACUCGCCAGAGGAGUUCUUGCACCAUUCGGUAGUGCUGUUGCAGUACGAUAUAAUAAACAAGAAUUAUAUUAUAGCUUCGGCUAUACAGUUAGCUCGCAAAACAAAA
This is a messenger RNA of Anopheles gambiae (African malaria mosquito), 2651 nucleotides long. RefSeq names its product CLIP domain-containing serine protease C9-like. The transcript is spliced from 3 exons. Gene Ontology annotation, biological process: proteolysis. The record is from RefSeq and is a predicted model, not a curated record. Bases 1207 to 2295 code for a protein of 362 amino acids. Gene Ontology annotation, molecular function: serine-type endopeptidase activity. NCBI's taxonomy places the organism in Eukaryota, Metazoa, Arthropoda, Insecta, Diptera, Culicidae.